AGAGGGUGUGAAGUGGGGUGGACGUGUGUCUCCUUGUCGUCCAGCUAGAGGGGGAGCAGUGGCUUCUCCAGCCUGUCUGCAGCUCACCACACAUUAAAAUAACCCAACACCCACCAGAGGGAGGCUGCUGCCCAGUGGGUGUGAGGACUGGACACACUUCAAGAGAGGAGCCCACCACCAGACUGAUAGAUUGGAGUGUAAGAGCACACUACGGGAGAGCUUUUCUCUACUUUUACAGAGUGAAGGACUGAGAGGAGUGUAUUUGCCAAACAAGAUCCCCUUUGCACCAUGCCUCUGAGAGACUCAGUCACGCUGCUGCUCUGGAGUUGCUGCGUACUACUGCUUGUCCACCAAUGCGAGGGUCAAGUUCUAAAUUGCACGUGUAAUGUGACCAACAGUCGGUGUGAGGAGAAUGCGGUGUGCAGCUGUGACCCGGGUUGGGAGGGGCAGCAGUGCGACGUCUGUGUUAGAAUGCCAGGCUGUGUCCAUGGAUCAUGUCACCAACCCUGGCAAUGCACAUGCGAGCCUGGAUGGACGGGACGCUUCUGCGACAAAGAUAUCCAUGUGUGCACAAAUGAGGCACCUUGCCAGAACGGUGCCACUUGUUACACAAACAUUUCAGGGGAAUACUCCUGCCUCUGCCCCAAUGGAUUUUACGGGAGGAACUGUGAGCACAAGACAGGACCCUGUCAUAAGAUCGGCAAGUCUCCAUGUAAGAAUAGAGGGCAGUGUGAGGACAGUAGCGGCUAUGCACCAGAACUCUCCUGCCGCUGCCUGGCAGGCUUCAGUGGGCCGCGCUGCGAGACCAACAUGGACGACUGCCUGAUGCGUCCCUGUGCCAACGGUGCCACCUGCUUGGAUGGCAUCAACCGCUUCUCCUGUCUCUGUCCCGAGGGCUUCACGGGCCGGUUCUGCACCAUCAACCUCGAUGACUGUGCCAGUCAGCCCUGCCUCAAUGGAGGGCGCUGCCUGGACCGCGCCAGCACCUUCCACUGCCUCUGCAAAGCUGGGUUCACUGGCAGGACCUGCGAGGUUCCCCUACGGAGCCCAGAGAGCCAAUCACCCAUCAGGAGCUCCCAUGGCUGGGCUGGGGGAGGAGAUGGCUGGGGCAGGGUGACUCAGGCCAGGCCAGACCAGAUCACAACAGGGGGGAACCAUUCUCGGGGCAGCAGUAACAGUGGAGACAGGCUGCUGAAGAUCACUGUGAAGGAGGUGGUGACCCAGUGGGGGUCGUCUGGCCUGUCAGAGGUGCAGCUCAUCACCUUGCUGGUGCUGGGGGGUAUGACGCUGGGCGUGGUGGCUCUCACUGCUAGCCUGGUGCUGAGGGGGCAUUGGCAGGACCGCUGUGCCAGCUGCCGGUGCGGUCCCAUCCUCCGCCUGCACCCGGUGCGACACAUAGACUGCCAGCCGACCCCGCAGAGCCACCUAGUCACAGUGGAGCAGGAGUGUAAGAUCAGCUUCCUGCACACGCCCACGGCCCCCGAACUGGAGAAGAAGAAACUGAACACGGAGGUGAUUUAGGCUAGAUUUACCAUCUCCAUAGCCCUGAACACAGGACAGGAGCAGAGAACAGACUGCUUUCAGCAGAGGGAAAGCCAUGCUCUAAAUCACAGCCCUGCCUCCAUGACUGACUGUCUUCAGUACUGACUGUCAAAAUACCGACAACAUACCAAUCUAGGUAUCGAUACCUAGAAAGACGCAGGACCAAGAAGAGACCAGUGGGUAUGUUCAAGGAGAAAUGGUAGGAGAAUGUGUUUGACACUCCUAACAAAAAGAGCAUAGUCCUAAUAUGACGGAUUAUUGCUUGACCACAGGGGUAAGAGGUGCAUAACGAUAAAAUAUACUCAAGUUUUUUGGUGACUUUUGUCACAGACAAUUAAUGUGUAAUUUGUCCAUUCUCAAAAUCUGCUGUUGCGGUUACUUGGCAUGAACUGCAUGUAAGAUAGGCGUACUGACAGACAGCUUUGGAAUGUUAGCCGAGACAAUGCCCUUGCCAUGUCAACCAAAUUGGUGUACCGGUAUUUGUCAAUGCUGUUGUAGUCACAAUAUUAGGCCAAAAUGUUAGACUUGAAUGCAGAUGUGCAAUCCGCCCAUUUACAGUGGGGAGAACAAGUAUUUGAUAACCUGCAAAAUCGACAGUGUUUCCUACUUACAAAGCAUGUAGAG
This is a messenger RNA of Oncorhynchus tshawytscha (Chinook salmon), 2166 nucleotides long. RefSeq names its product protein delta homolog 2. The transcript has 6 exons. Gene Ontology annotation, biological process: heterophilic cell-cell adhesion; establishment or maintenance of epithelial cell apical/basal polarity. The coding region runs from base 289 to 1521 and encodes 410 amino acids. Gene Ontology annotation, molecular function: calcium ion binding. NCBI's taxonomy places the organism in Eukaryota, Metazoa, Chordata, Actinopteri, Salmoniformes, Salmonidae. Gene Ontology annotation, cellular component: protein-containing complex; plasma membrane. The record is from RefSeq and is a predicted model, not a curated record.